Messenger RNA from Pungitius pungitius (ninespine stickleback), 1461 nucleotides. It is a transcript of the gene adcyap1b, whose product is annotated as adenylate cyclase activating polypeptide 1b. The transcript is spliced from 5 exons. NCBI's taxonomy places the organism in Eukaryota, Metazoa, Chordata, Actinopteri, Perciformes, Gasterosteidae. Gene Ontology annotation, molecular function: peptide hormone receptor binding; neuropeptide hormone activity; pituitary adenylate cyclase activating polypeptide activity. Bases 3 to 599 code for a protein of 198 amino acids. Gene Ontology annotation, biological process: neuropeptide signaling pathway; regulation of protein localization; neuron projection development. The record is from RefSeq and is a predicted model, not a curated record. Gene Ontology annotation, cellular component: extracellular region; perikaryon; neuron projection.
GUAUGUUCUUUAUCCGCGGAUUGUCUUUUAAACACUUGGAUAAAUGCUUUGAGAUGGAGAGCAAGAGAAACAUGGCCAGUUCGAGUAAAUCGACUUUAAUCUUGCUCGUCUACGGAAUCUUAAUGCACUACAGCGUCUUCUGCACACCUAUCGGACUAAGUUACCCUAAGAUUAGACUCGACAACGACGCCUUCGAUGAGGACGGGAAUUCGUUGUCCGACAUGGGUUUCGGUAGCGAUCAGAUUGCCAUCCGGAGCCCCCCAUCCCUAAACGACGACGCGUACACGUUGUACUACCCGCCGGAGCAGAGACCAGAAAGGCAUGCUGAGGAAGAAUUAGAUAGAGCCUUGAGGGAGAUCCUGGGUCAGUUAACAGCGAGACAUUAUCUGCAUUCUCUGAUGACAAUUCGUGCAGGCGAAGACAACAGCAUGGAGGAAGAGUCCGAGCCCCUGUCCAAACGACACUCGGACGGCAUCUUCACCGACAGCUACAGUCGCUACAGAAAGCAGAUGGCCGUGCAGAAAUACCUGGCCGCGGUUCUGGGGAGAAGGUACAGACAGAGAGUUAGGAACAAAGGACGCCGACUUGCCUAUUUGUAGCCUUCCCAAAGCGCCCAAAACUGCCCUCCUGUGUAUAUACAUCCAGUCGUUAAAUCAAAGUCAUUCAGAUAUAUCUGACCAACCAGUGGAUUGCGCCUGUGUUCUUUCAACAUGUAUUUAUGUAUGAAGUAAAGCCAUUAAAAUCAAUAUUUUAAUAAUAAUAUCGUUUUUUUUCUUUUCUUUUUGUACAAAAGCACUUGAUGCCGCACAGUUAUACUUUGUGGACCAAUAUUUUAUUUUUCAUGUUGAGAUGUUGAAAACAAAACAAAAUGGCUAAAAAAAAAAAGAAGAAGAAAUUAGAAGAAGAAGAAAAAAAAGAAAAAAAAGAAAAAUUGUGCACCUUCAACAUUAUGCGCUUGAAACUUUAAAGGUCAUCUACAUAUGCAGAAAAUAAAUAGAUUUUAAAAAGACAAUCAAAGUAUUGAAUGUUAUACUUAUUUUUGUAACCAACGUUCUAUUUUUUUAGUGUUGUUUGUUUUUCCAAACAGGCCCAAAGAAGCAGUGAGCAUGCGAUGUGAGGCAUAUAUGGGGGGGCUUAUCCUAAAUGAUAGAUGUGGCCCUUGCCCACCCUCCUCCUCGCUCCCUUAAUGGGAGCCCUGUGGGUCCGCGUAGCUUGCUGCCCCCUCCGGGGGAAUUCACAUGGCCUUUGUUGAGCAGCCUCUCACGUGAUGGAAAAGCUGAUUGACUCGCGGCGGCCAUUCGUGUAACCGGUGGUAAAAAACCCGUCCGUCCUUUGAAGCAGACAUUAAAUCGCAGGCUUUUGCAAGGGCACAAUUGCCUUUGAUAGAGAUUAAAAAAAAAAAAAAGAAUAAAUAAAUAAAUAAAAAACGCACUGGAGUUGCUGUUGACCGUAUGCGGCAAA